Messenger RNA from Aureobasidium namibiae CBS 147.97, 2019 nucleotides. RefSeq lists its product as uncharacterized. The record is from RefSeq and is a predicted model, not a curated record. Bases 1 to 2019 code for a protein of 672 amino acids. The transcript has a single exon. NCBI's taxonomy places the organism in Eukaryota, Fungi, Ascomycota, Dothideomycetes, Dothideales, Saccotheciaceae.
AUGUUUGAUCACAAGCACCAAAACUUCAAGCUGGUAAGAAUGACGCUGGUCGAAGAGCUGGAAAAGCAGGAGGCUGGCAAGAAGAUGUUUACGCCAGCUGUCUAUGAUCUGAAACACAAAGCUCUGUUUCGCUUGGUCGAUGCGCUUUCCAGAUGUGGACGGGGUCCAUCAUACACCGCUCUACACAUUCUGUCCGAUGUCCUCAUGUCAGCUGCAAACAAGAAAGCUUUUCCACCUUCCGUCGGUCGUGAGCUCGAGUCACUCGCCGAACACAUACAAGACAAGUUAUAUUACGACAUCAUUGAUGGCAAGGUCUCUUCCUCAAACCUGCGAUCAACACAGACCGGCUUUGCACUCUUGAGUCGUGCAAACUAUGGGUUCGAUGAACGACCAGUCAACUACAAUCUGCUCAACAACUGCAUACUCUCAGUAGAUGCUGAUUCCAUCGCCUGUUACGAGUACAAGUUUGGCAUGCCCCCAUCCCUCGUGGCUUCUCAAGACGUCUUUCCAGGCAUGGUCUUGUUUACAGAGAGCCUUCCAUUUGUUGUUUCUACAGCAAACACUACAGAUCAAUCAGAACUCGCCACCUUCUGUGAUGCUUGCGGCACGGACUUGCAGAUGCCAUCACCGUUUGUUCUUCGAGUCCUCAUAGAAGAAUUGAAGCACGCAGAAGCUGAGCUGGAUGAGAAGAAGAACGCAAUAGCAGCAAGGGGAGCUCGCACUGAGCCUCCUGCGCCACAUCACCGCCGUUCAAAUGCGGUUGAUACUCCACAAAGUACGCCGCCUAGCUCAGAAGCCGGUGACAACGCCAACGAUGGGUUGAAAAGUCAUGAGCAGAUGGUCUCCUGUUCAGACGAAGAAGAAGACGCUGAAGACCGUCGGAGUGACUCUGACGAUGACUGGGAUUCUGAGUCGUCGAGUGAUGACACUGACGCAUUUGCGGAACAUUCAGCCCCUGACACACCAGACCGCGGAAGGACGAACUCCAGACCUGGUAUUUUCGAAACCUCUGACAUUCAGAUUUGUCGUUAUGGUAAAGAGAAGCAACGUGAGAAUUUCUCCUUCUGCUCAGUCGACUGCUACGACAUGGCAAAAGCCACCUACCAUGACAGCAUCUGCGGGGCUCACAUUGAGGACUAUCUACGCAAAUCAAUCAUCACGGUUGAAGAUAUUGAACUCCCAAGCGUUGAUAACCAAAAGCUCGUCCUGCUACUCCUUGUGCGCAUGCUUGGAUGGGCGUACGCUACAUCUACUGACCCUCUGGAUCUACCUGUCUUGCAGAUGUUCAUGGCGUCUCCUCGCCAUCCAUCGUUGAAGGAUGGACCACCGAUCCCAUGGUCGUUCUACAGCAACGUCAUGCGCCCCUACCAGAUCUAUCAGGCCAUGGAUGGUCGCGGAGGUGCCCCUAAGUCUGUCAGUAACCCCGACUACUCUGAUGGCCGCAUCAUCAACACGAUCAUCAGCCUCAUUCAACGCCAUAUCGUCAUCAGCGACAAGAUUCUCUGGACGAAGACUUUUGAUGAGGAUGGUUACCAUGAACAGACAUAUCCUUGCUCAUACGAGAGUCACGUCGAACAGGACGAGAGCCCUUUGUUUGGUCGCUUACACCCGUUGUGUGACCUUGUUCCUCUGUCUGACAAGCCUGAGGAUGCAAAUGUUGAGCUCGUCGAUGUAGGUGGUGGCACAAUUAUCUGCCUGCCGAUAUUCGUUACUCAACACGAAGAUGAGGAAUCGGCACAAUGCAUCAGGAAGAGCACUCGUCUACUACUUCAUGACCCAACCCCUCGCCUCGCUACUAGAGCUGAACGCGCCAAGUAUGCCAAAGUGGAAGACUAUGGCGAGGGAGGCACCAUGAUGGACGUGGAGCAAGAGGAAGGCAUGUUCCAACAUUUCGAACCCGAAGAACCACCACAGACAGAAGAGCAGGAAGAAGAGUAUAGCGGCUACGUUGAUGACGAGGUCUAUGGUACCGACGAGUUCGAUAUUGGUGGAGAUGACGAGGAGAUGAUGAACUUCUAG